Castor canadensis (American beaver) is the source of this 3200-nucleotide messenger RNA. It is a transcript of the gene Tnfsf4, whose product is annotated as TNF superfamily member 4. Gene Ontology annotation, cellular component: membrane. NCBI's taxonomy places the organism in Eukaryota, Metazoa, Chordata, Mammalia, Rodentia, Castoridae. The record is from RefSeq and is a predicted model, not a curated record. Gene Ontology annotation, molecular function: tumor necrosis factor receptor binding; cytokine activity. Gene Ontology annotation, biological process: positive regulation of T cell proliferation; inflammatory response; positive regulation of cytokine production.
AUGGAAGGGGUUCAACCUCUAAAUGAGAAUGUGGGAAACGUACCAAGGUCAAGAUGCAAGUGGAACAAGCUAUUGCUGGUAGCCUCCGGGAUUCAGGGCCUGGGGCUGGUCCUGUGCCUCACCUACAUCUGCCUGCACUUCUACUACCCUCAGGUACAAUAUCCUCCAAUUCAAAGUAUUGGAGUACAACUUACACGAUAUAGAAUGGAGAAAGUUUUCCUCAUCACUGCACCAAACGAGGCUGAAACCAUGAAGGUGACAAACAAUUCAAUCAUCAUCAGCUGUGAUGGGUUUUACCUCAUCUCCCUGAAGGGCUUCUUCUUCCAGGAGGUGGAGAUCAACCUUCAUUACCGGAGGGGUCGGAAGCCCAUCCUCAUCUCAAGCAAGGACAGGAGGGUGAACUUUACCACAGUGAUCUUUUUGGCUUUCAAAGACAAAGUAUACUUGAAUGUGAACACUCACAAUACCUCCUGUGAACACCUUCAGAUGAAUGGUGGGGAACUGAUUCUCAUCCAGCAAAAUCCUGGUGGAUUCUGUGCUUCCUGAGGGUUUGAUGGCAGCAUUUCAAACCAGGCGCCAGUGCAAAUGUCAGACUGGGAAUGGGCAGGACAUGGAUUCUUCCUUGUGAGUGGAGGAGUCACUUUAGCUCCAGCUCAGCCACAUCGGAUGUACCCAGAAGCACAUCCCACUCCACCUUCACUCAGGGAUAUUUAAAAUAUAUUUUACAUACCAGUUAACCUUAUUUAUCCUUCUAUCUUCUAAAGCACCUCUCAUCCCCCACCAUUACCUUGAGCCCAGUAGGAAGCUUUGUGAGAAUGAAAAAAUAAGUGCUUCUUCAAGACACAUUGUUUCUAUUGAUCAGGCAAUUGUUACAAUAAACUUACAUCAUUGAAAAAGGCACUUGAGUACCAUUUGCUGGGAGUUCAAUAUGUUUGUGCCAUUGUCAAAAUGAAGAGCAUGGACUGAGAUUAUGAAUCUGCAAAAGGUGGUGCCUACCAUCCACUAGGAGACAAAGUGACCUCUCCAAGGUUAAAUUGGUUGAUGUUUGCAUAUUGUUUAAAUGCCUCUCUAAAAGGAAAAUCAACUUGUGAAAAUCAGGACUUGAAAAGAGCUGUCUAAGAAAUACUCUGUCUGUUGGAAUUUUUCUUCACCACUUUGCUUUCCUGGCUUCCAAACAAAUUUAAUAGAACUAGGAAUAGAAAUAUUCCUUCAAAGAACCAUCCUGGGUAUAGUGUGCUGUGAAAAAUCUAAUUGGGGAUUUAAGGAAAACUAACAGAUUAUUUUUUUAUACAGGAAGUGUGAGAUAAUUUACCACACAGAGUAGAAGUGAACUGAAUGUCUCAGGGUAAAAGUCAAUAAGAAUUUUAACAGUCUGGGGAGGAAAAUCAGUUCUUUGUCACUUAAGGCAAAGCAGUACAUGCUUAUUCCCCUACUAUGCUGAGACCCACUUGUAUUCCUAACCAAUUGUUUGUUUCAAAAAGAGGAAGCAAUGCUAUAAUCAAGUACACUUUUACACCAAACAGCACUAGGAAGUUACCAUGGUUUACGAAAAACAUUGAUCUCUGUCUAGAAAUACCAAAACAUCACAUAUGAUUGUACACUGAUAAUUGUAACUAGAAAGACCUAUAGUCAGCUAAUACCAAGGCUUCAAGGGAAUAGGAUCUCCUUAUGUUUACUUUAAAUUUCCUCCCUUAACUUGAUUUAAUGUAUCAUGCAUAUGUGAUUUUUUUGGUCAGAUUUCCAGAUGAUUUGUAAAUUCUCUGUGGCAAAAUGUUUACAAAUGUAAAAUUUGAUUUAAUUGUAGCAAGCAUUUCCAAGCUAUUUUAAGUAGUGGAUACAAGAAUCACACAAACUUGCUGGAUGAUUCUGUGUUACUCUAGGGAUUAUACUGUGCUGCAAUACAGUGACUAUCUCUAGGACCUUCAGGAAGGUGGAGGGCUGUUCAUUCCUACACUAAGUGGUCUCAAUAAUGUUUGGACUUUUUUUUGUCUGUUUUAAAAUUUGUCUUAAAUAUCUAUCUCCAAUUAUAUUCUCACCCCACUAUUUCAAUCUGUUAUGGAAAGAAGCUAAAUUAAAAUGCUAUAUAAAGAACUUGUACAUAAGGUAAGAGUAAUCCAGCCCUGAAUGACUGUCAAGGGACUCACAUAGCCACAAUCAUAGUUAAACACUUAUGGAAGUGUGGACCACACACUGGGCUAAAUGCUUUACAUGAAUUAUUCUAAGCAAGAUGUUCUGUGAUAUCUUUCUUGAUGACUCAGAAGAUUUAGUAUGUGUGUUCAUGUUGUAUAGUUUACUUUUUGCUAUUGACUAUGUCUUACAAAGUUGUAGUUACUUAAUGAGUGAUUUCUGAAAAAGUUUAUGACUACAGGUAAUAUUUAAGAAAAUGUACGUUUACUUUUUAAAGUUUGGAAUUUCUGUCUGACAUGCAGUGCACAUGCCAGGGCUCUGCAUCCAUGUUCUGUGGGUUGCUGCCUUUGAUGCCAUGGUUCCUGCUUACUGAUGCCACUUCCUUUGGUUCCACCUGGCCUGCUCUUCCCUUGCUGUUGUCCUUCAGCCACACAGGGAUACUGUUGCUGUGCACCAACCUCACUCACUUACCUUCUACUCAUCAAAAUAUACAUGUUAGGUGUCUUCAUCUCUGUAAAUCUUUUCCUUGAAAGGGAUAAUGAACCUUGUACCCUGUACAUGGGAAAGAUUUAUGGAAAGAGAACUGAGUGAGGAAUCAGAAGAUGGUAAUCUUGAAUUAGAAUGAAUCAGUAAACUAGCCAAGUGACUUUGGACAAACCAUUUCUGUAUCCAGCUUUUUUUCUCUUGUAAAAUGUGAGGAAUGCUAAAUAUCUAAUUUUAGAAUCUUGUGCUUAUCAUCUUAGCUAUGUCUUUAUACUGGUUGUUAUGACUCAAAAGGGGUAACUUUUAUUUUACUAUAUGGAAUUGUUUUUAUCUUCCUGGACAAGCUAAACAUCUUCCUUCAGCCUUCUUUUCCAGAGUGGUUACCCAUUGCUGUUUAGUGACCUCCUGUUUAGAGCAUGCUUAAAGGAUUCCAAUCUUGAUCCGAAUCAUAAUUUGUUCUUAAGCAUCCUGGGAAGGUCCCCUGUUUUGAGCCAUAUUUUUGUACUUACUGCUUUCUUAGCUUUUGGAGAAUAUGAAUAUUAAUAAUAUAGCUAAUAAUAUUGAUAUUUACGUGGAAAUAAAUUUUUAAA